ACUUCCUCUCCGCCUUGCCCUUCCAUCUCACCCUUUCCAUACUGCUGGAAUCCUCCACCUGAUCGUUCAAUGAACCUCAACGACGUUCAGAAGGAGGUCAAUAUCGAUUCGGUCAUCGACCGACUGUUGGAAGUGCGAGGUAACAGACCGGGACGAAUUGUAAACCUGCACGAAUACGAGAUUAAACACUUAUGCGCUAAAGUGCGCGAAAUCUUCGUCGCACAACCCAUCUUAUUGGAGCUCGAAGCUCCAAUCAAGAUAUGUGGGGACAUACACGGCCAGUACUACGACUUACUGCGUCUGUUCGAGUACGGUGGUUUCCCCCCCGAGGCGAAUUACCUGUUCCUGGGCGACUACGUAGACCGCGGCAAGCAGAGCCUGGAGACCAUCUGUCUGCUUUUCGCGUACAAGAUCAAAUAUCCAGAGAACUUCUUCCUGAUUCGUGGCAAUCACGAGGCGGCGAGCACCAAUCGCAUUUACGGGUUCUAUGAUGAAUGCAAGCGCCGCUACAACAUCAAGCUGUGGAAGAUAUUCACCGAUUGCUUUAAUUGUCUACCCAUCGCCGCCAUCAUCGACGAUAAGAUCUUUUGCAUGCAUGGUGGGCUCAGCCCGGACUUGCAGAGCAUGGACCAGGUGCGGCGAGUGAUGCGGCCUACGGAUCUCCCAGACGAAGGACUACUGUGCGACCUCCUUUGGGCCGACCCGGAUAAGGACGUCACCGGAUGGGGGGCUAACGAUCGCGGUGUUUCGUACACGUUUGGCCCAGACAUCGUCACAAGGUUCUUGGACAAACACGACCUGCAGCUCAUCGUGAGAGCCCACCAGGUCGUCGAGGACGGGUACGAGUUCUUCGCCAAGAGACAGCUCGUAACUCUCUUCUCCGCUCCGAACUACUGUGGAGAAUUCGACAAUGCUGGGGCGAUGAUGAGCGUGGACGAAAGUCUCCUGUGCUCAUUCCAGAUUCUUAAACCGGCGGAGAAGAAACCCGGAAGGUCAAGUACCAGUACCAUGAAGAAGAAAGGCAAGGCUACCCGUUUUGCGGACUCUCAAAGCCCAUAUGGAGACAAUUUCGGCUCGUACGGCGGUUCGCGGUAAACCGAGGAUGUUCAACCGCACCUUCAAUACCAACGUGGUCGUUCAGCCGUCUAUGGAGAACACCUCCUGAUUUCAAGGUUCUCAAUCAGGUGUACAGUAACAGGCGAAGCAUACGACACGAGUUUUGCAAUCGCAUGGACACUGGAGGGUCCAUCAAGGCGUGCUUGCACGUUCCACUUCAUCACAACCAACAUUCC
This is a messenger RNA of Dacryopinax primogenitus, 1292 nucleotides long. RefSeq names its product catalytic subunit of type 1 serine/threonine protein phosphatase. NCBI's taxonomy places the organism in Eukaryota, Fungi, Basidiomycota, Dacrymycetes, Dacrymycetales, Dacrymycetaceae. The coding region runs from base 70 to 1095 and encodes 341 amino acids. The transcript is spliced from 6 exons. Gene Ontology annotation, cellular component: cytoplasm; nucleus. Gene Ontology annotation, molecular function: protein serine/threonine phosphatase activity. The record is from RefSeq and is a predicted model, not a curated record.